Molecule: messenger RNA, 1283 nt
Organism: Suricata suricatta (meerkat)
Lineage: Eukaryota; Metazoa; Chordata; Mammalia; Carnivora; Herpestidae
Gene: FGF5
Product: fibroblast growth factor 5
Exons: 3
Coding region: 106-915 (269 amino acids)
Biological process (GO): positive regulation of gene expression; regulation of cell migration; cell differentiation
Cellular component (GO): cytoplasm
Molecular function (GO): fibroblast growth factor receptor binding; growth factor activity
Source: RefSeq, a predicted model, not a curated record
CCGGUGCGGCGAGGGGGGCAGCGCCAGAGGCACGCAGCCGCGCGAGGGCUACGGAGCCCAGAACCUGCCCUGCAAGAUGCACUUAGAACCCCUGCGGCUGGAAGAAUGAGCUUGCCCUUCCUCCUCCUCCUCUUCCUCAGCCACCUCAUCCUCAGCGCCUGGGCUCACGGGGAGAAGCACCUCGCCCCCAAAGGGCAACCCGGACCCGCAGCCAGCGGUGGGAACCCGGCAGGCGCCGGCAGCAGCAGGAGCAGCAGGGGCACGACGUCUUCCUCUUCUUCCUCCGUCUCCUCCCCCUCGGCUUCUCUGGGCAACCAAGGAAGCGGCUUGGAGCAGAGCAGUUUCCAGUGGAGCCCCUCGGGGCGCCGGACCGGCAGCCUCUACUGCAGAGUGGGCAUCGGUUUCCAUCUGCAGAUCUACCCGGAUGGCAAAGUCAAUGGCUCCCAUGAAGCCAGUAUGCUAAGUAUUUUGGAAAUAUUUGCUGUGUCUCAGGGGAUUGUAGGAAUACGAGGAGUUUUCAGCAACAAAUUUUUAGCGAUGUCAAAAAAAGGAAAACUCCAUGCAAGUGCCAAAUUUACAGAUGACUGCAAGUUCAGGGAGCGAUUCCAAGAAAACAGCUAUAAUACCUAUGCCUCAGCAAUACACAGAACUGAGCCCGCGGGCCGGGAGUGGUACGUGGCCCUCAACAAGAGAGGGAAAGCUAAGCGAGGCUGCAGCCCCCGGGUUAAACCCCAGCACAUCUCUACCCACUUUCUGCCAAGAUUCAAGCAAGUAGAGCAGCCAGAACUUUCAUUCACGGUUACCGUCCCCGAGAAGAAGAAACCACCCAGUCCCGUCAAGCCAAAGGUUCCCCUUUCUGCACCUCGGAAAAGUCCCAACACCGUAAAAUACAGACUCAAGUUUCGCUUUGGAUAAUAUUCGUCUUGGCCUUGUGAGAAACCAUGCCUUCCCCUCAGGAGUUUCCUUGGGUGUCUUUACUGGUCUGAAGAGAAGAUUCGGAUCCAGCUUCAGCUAUGCUCCACUGCAGUGAAAUCAGGUCAUUUGUUUCAGUGCGACUGAAACAAAAACGUUUUCCAAUGGGAACUGAACUGGAAUUCUUUAUCCAACAUAGGGUGCACGCUGCUUCAGUUCAGGAUGACGUAAAGUCUUUUGCUUUAUGCUUAGUGCAUACUCUGUAUUUUGAGAAAGCUAAGCAGCAUGGACUAUGUAUUUUUCUGACUUUUACAGAUCAACUUGAAAAAACAUACAUGAUACAUUUUUAUUUUUGGUUUCCAAAGAAUAUU